Messenger RNA from Rotaria sp. Silwood2, 492 nucleotides. Lineage: Eukaryota; Metazoa; Rotifera; Eurotatoria; Philodinida; Philodinidae. The record is from the annotation of a GenBank genome assembly.
AUGAUUUUCUCCAUAAUACACGGUACCUAUUUAUUUCAAACUCAAUAUGAAGCGAUUAUAAAAUAUGUUGAACAAGCAAAAGAAAGACAUGAGAUUUCACAAUUUUUUUUAUUAAGUCUUCAUUUUGGAGAUAUAAAUGCAAUUAGGAUAUUUUUAGUUGAAGAAAAUAAAGAAGCUGAAGAUAUUUCACAUUCACGAACUGUUUGUACCAUGAAUGCAACAUGUUCAAUGUUUCAUUUAUUGCAUAAAUGUAAAAAUACAGUAGACAUUAUGUUUGAACGUACUUCAGAAAUUCUUAAAGAUCAUGAAAUCAAUUCUAAUUCAUUUCAAAUUCAGUUUUUUGUCUACCGAAAUUAUAAUAGUCUAGAAGAUAAAACUCUUCAAAGUUCUUCUUGGGAAACAAAGCCACAUAAUUUACGUAUAGGUGAUGCAUCUUCAAAUACGAAGGACAAGGUUAAUACGAAGAGAAAUCAUUUAGAACAAAACCACUGA